AAAUAUAUUGGCAUAAUACUAUUGAAGAUAGAAGAAAUGCCCUAGUAAUGUAUAACUCAUUUCAUGAAUCUUUCUUAAAAAUAUUAAGUGAGAAUUCUGACUAUACUAAAGAACCUACAACUAAAUUUAAACUUCUACAACAUUCUACAAUUCCACUUA
Molecule: messenger RNA, 159 nt
Organism: Funneliformis geosporum
Lineage: Eukaryota; Fungi; Glomeromycota; Glomeromycetes; Glomerales; Glomeraceae
Source: the annotation of a GenBank genome assembly